Magnolia sinica is the source of this 1632-nucleotide messenger RNA. Its product is annotated as general transcription factor IIH subunit 2. Lineage: Eukaryota; Viridiplantae; Streptophyta; Magnoliopsida; Magnoliales; Magnoliaceae. Gene Ontology annotation, biological process: DNA-templated transcription; regulation of transcription by RNA polymerase II; nucleotide-excision repair. Gene Ontology annotation, molecular function: zinc ion binding. Gene Ontology annotation, cellular component: transcription factor TFIIH holo complex; transcription factor TFIIH core complex. The transcript is spliced from 4 exons. The record is from RefSeq and is a predicted model, not a curated record. The coding region runs from base 37 to 1353 and encodes 438 amino acids.
UCUCAGCUGAGAAAUACAUCUGCCACCAUCAUCGCCAUGAGCGGCGGCGCUGUGGAGAGGAGAUUCGAAUUCCGAAAAAGCAAUGGAGUAAGAGGAGAGAGAGAAGAAGAAGACAGGGAAGAAGAAGAGGAGGAAGAUGAAGGGAAUGGCAGAGGAUUGGAAGCUUGGGAAAGGGCUUACGCGGACGAGAGAUCCUGGGAAUCUCUUCAAGAGGACGAGUCCGGACUCCUCAGACCCAUCGACAACAAGAGCCUCUACCACGCUCAGUACAGGAGACGUCUCCGCUCCUUGUCCUCUUCUUCCUCUUCCAGAAUCCAGAAGGGGCUCAUCCGCUACCUCUACGUUGUUGUCGACCUCUCUAGGGCAGCUUCAGAGACGGAUUUUCGGCCUAGUCGGAUGGUAGUAGUUGCAAAACACGUUGAAGCUUUCAUUAGAGAGUUCUUUGAUCAAAACCCACUUAGUCAUAUUGGUCUUGUAACUAUAAAAGACGGUGUUGCUCGGUGCUUAACAGAUCUAGGUGGCAGUCCAGAUUCACAUAUAAAGGCUUUGCUGGGUAAGCUGGAGUGUUCAGGCGAUUCUUCCUUACAGAAUGCUCUAGAUCUCGUUCAUGGCUAUCUGAGCAAAAUUCCAUCAUAUGGUCACCGGGAAGUUUUAAUCUUGUAUUCUGCUCUGAGUACCUGCGAUCCAGGGGAUGUAAUGGAGACCAUUCAAAAUUGCAAGAAAGCCAAAAUACGAUGCUCAGUUGUUGGUCUCUCGGCAGAAAUUUACAUAUGUAAACAUCUCUGUGAGGAGACUGGUGGUUCUUAUACUGUGGCCUUGGAUGAGUCUCAUUUUAAAGAAUUGCUACUGGAGCAUGCACCCCCACCACCGGCAAUAGCAGAAUUUGCUGUUGCUAAUUUGAUCAAGAUGGGUUUUCCUCAAAGGGGAGCAGAUGGGGUUAUCGCCAUUUGUUCAUGCCACAAGGAAGCUAAGGUUGGUGGAGGCUACACUUGUCCAAGAUGCAAAGCACGUGUAUGUGAACUGCCAACGGAGUGUCGGAUUUGUGGGUUGACACUUGUUUCUUCUCCCCAUUUGGCACGGUCUUACCAUCAUCUAUUCCCUAUAUCACCAUUCAUCGAGGUGCCUUCUACUCUUCCAAGUAAUAAUUCAUAUCAGAGGUUACCGAAAAACUGUUUUGGUUGCCAGCUGAGCCUUCCAAAUCCCGGGAGCAAUCCUGUCCUCCGCGUUGCUUGUCCAAAGUGCAAGCAGCACUUCUGCCUCGAUUGUGACAUCUAUAUCCAUGAGAGCUUGCACAAUUGCCCUGGAUGUGAGAGCCUCAGAGAAUCCAAGCCAUCGAAUACAACCAAAGUGUGAUGCAAUUGAUUCUUCAAGUUCCAAAUGUGUUUUAGCGGCUAUUUAAAGUAAGCAAAGCAAGCGGUUCCCUGGAAGCAGGCGCAAGGGUUUUAGGUUAGAAAUUCAGGCAACUGCAUGACAUUUAUGGAAGGUACCGUACUGCUUUGAGGCACAUACAUCUUUCAAUCAUAAUUUCCAGCCCAAUCGAUUCCAAGACAAUAAAAAUAGAUGGAGAAGAGUAAGACAAUUUUGAUAAGCGUUACCUCAUUUCCAAUUCCAAACCCCUCUCCCCUUUGUUGU